UCUAACCUCCAAAUUCCGACACAGGUCUGAUGCUGUGACACAGGGAGGACUCUUAAAACUGAAAAAAUUUAGUAGUCACAGGAUCAAAUUAGCGAUGGAGGUCGAACUGAAACAAAUGCUACAAGAUCUCGAAGCUCUCAGCCGAGCUUUAUCGGAUCCAUCUCAUCAUGAUUCUAUAGCCAAGCUUCGACAGCGUGUGGAACAUCUCUCUGAUCUUGCAAAAUCUGCUCCUAUUCAACGAUCUAAAGUCAAGGAUAUGAGUGCUGAGGUGGUAGAUAGCAACCCUUAUAGUAGGCUUAUGGCACUUCAAAGGAUGGGCAUUGUGAACAAUUAUGAAACGAUACGUGAAUUCUCUGUUGCCAUAGUUGGAAUAGGUGGCGUAGGCAGUGUUGCAGCUGAGAUGCUAACAAGGUGCGGCAUAGGUCGUCUUUUGUUGUACGAUUAUGACAAAGUGGAGUUAGCUAACAUGAAUAGGCUAUUUUUCCGUCCAGAGCAGGUUGGUAUGACCAAGACUGAUGCUGCUCUUCAGACACUUUCAGAUAUUAAUCCUGAUGUUGUGCUUGAGAGCUACACGUUGAACAUCGCAACGGUUAAAGGUUUUGAAAAUUUCAUGGCAAGCCUGAGAAACCAAAGUUUCAGGCCCAGGAAUCAUGAUAGUGGAGUGGAUCUUGUGCUGAGCUGCGUUGAUAAUUAUGAAGCACGGAUGGUUGUGAACCAGGCUUGCAAUGAACUGAACCAGAUAUGGAUGGAGUCUGGUGUAUCUGAAGAUGCUGUCUCAGGUCAUAUACAACUGCUGGUCCCUGGGGAAACUGCUUGUUUUGCUUGUGUUCCUCCAUUGGUUGUGGCAUCUGGAGUGGAUGAACGAACUCUCAAGCGUGAAGGUGUUUGUGCUGCAUCUCUACCGACUACCAUGGGGGUUGUGGCUGGUCUUCUGGUUCAAAACACACUUAAAUUCUUGCUGAAGUUUGGACAAGUCUCCCCAUACUUGGGAUAUAACGCUCUUAAAGAUUUCUUCCCAACCAUGGAAAUGAAGCCAAACACUCAAUGCUCAAACUCAGCUUGUCUGGAGCGACAGAAGGAAUACAUUCUCACAAAGCCAGCUCGGGAUGCUGCUGCCAAGGCAAAGAUGGAGGCUGAAACAUUGUCUGCGAUUGAGUGCCCAAUUCAUGCUGAUAAUGAAUGGAACAUAAGUGUUGUUGAUGAUAGUGGGAUUGAGACGACUGAUUUUCCCAACAGUUCAGAUGUCCUGCCGGAAGGUCUUACUCGGGAGCUCCCCAGUGCAGAUGAGUUCCAAAGAUUGCCAGUUCUAGAAGAGACAAACACCUCUAUUGAUGACCUUGAAGAGCUCCGGAGGCAACUUGAUGCUCUUAAUGCAGAUUGACCAUCUACCCCAGGAUACUUUGUUUGUUCUAGUUGUCCUCAAUGACUUGGUAAGUAUUUAAUGAAGAGGAAUUGCAAAUUCUUGAAGGGUUCAUUUAUGGGUUCACAUAACAUGCCUAUCUUGAUUGGAAAGGUGGAUAUAAAUGAGAUGCAA
Molecule: messenger RNA, 1534 nt
Organism: Telopea speciosissima
Lineage: Eukaryota; Viridiplantae; Streptophyta; Magnoliopsida; Proteales; Proteaceae
Product: ubiquitin-like modifier-activating enzyme 5
Exons: 14
Coding region: 95-1381 (428 amino acids)
Biological process (GO): protein ufmylation
Cellular component (GO): cytosol; cytoplasm
Molecular function (GO): UFM1 activating enzyme activity
Source: RefSeq, a predicted model, not a curated record